This is a messenger RNA of Aplysia californica (California sea hare), 1437 nucleotides long. RefSeq lists its product as uncharacterized. The record is from RefSeq and is a predicted model, not a curated record. NCBI's taxonomy places the organism in Eukaryota, Metazoa, Mollusca, Gastropoda, Aplysiida, Aplysiidae.
GUUAGUCAGGCCCGUCCGCGGUGUGAACAGGCGGUGAUUCUGUGAGUGAGUGUGAGGCACGCGUCAACAAAAAACCUUCAAGGUCAAGUCAACCGAACAACCGAAUAUCCAAAUCUAAGGGCCUUACCUCUUGGAACUUGCUGCUCGAUAUACCAACCACAACUGUGACUCUGACGAGAUUUAGUCUGUUGUUGUUAUUGAUAUCAACCCAGGACGAGAUCUAGGAAGUGAGGGGUCAUGGCGUCCACCGGAAAGGUUUUGCAGUUUCUGCUCUUGUGUCUCCUCGUCGUUCUGAACACAUUCGAGACCGAAGCUUUCAAAUAUCAGAAAGUCAAGGUUGGAACUCCCUAUGAAAUCGAAUGCUACCACAGUUCCGCUUUAGGCUUGACCCCGACUGGUCUGGAGCUCUGGUGGUACCACAACGGAAAGAUGAGCCGGGUGGCAUCAUUAAAGCACGGCAUGGCGACUGCAGAAGGACCCCUGGCUCACGCCGCUAAAGUGUCGGGCUUCCAGCUGGCUUCCUCUGUGUUCCUCAACCUACGAGUCGAGAAAGCAAGUGCGGAGGAGAUGGGCCCGUUCGUCUGCAUGUUCAACUACAGGGACAAAAACAAGUCAGAGAAGUCAGCAGUGGCAGACUACGUCAAUUUUGUGCCCACCUAGUCGAACUUCCCGAGUCACAAAACGUCAUGUUGAUCCUCGGCAAGCUGUUUCAUUGUGCUAAGCCCAGGAAGAAAAACAUUUUUAGAAGAGAAGAAAAAACUGUUUCAAUCUUUUAAUAAUAGUGCUUGUAUAUGUAUCAUUUCUCCCUUUUUACAAUGUUUAGAAUUUGAACUUGGACAAAAUAAUGUAUCUUGAUUACAUGCAACUGAUACAAAAGAUUCUAUUUAUUAAAAUAAACAACGGCAGAUAUUCAAAUUAAAAAAAAAAGGAUUGGGCUUGAUAGCCUGCAUCUUAACAGCGUGGCCGAUGUUAUGUAGUAUACAAUAAACAUGUACAUACGCACGUUUGCGUUAUAAUCAUCUUUUGUCAUUCUAAUAGCAAAUGAUCCACACUGUUAAUCGAAUUCAUUUAUUGAUUCAGUCAGGCCCAGCCACAUUUUCAUUCAUGGGUGGGGUAAAAGCUGUCCUUUUGAUACAAUUCGAUCGAAAACGACUAAGUUCGACUGUGAUCUUCAAAAUCAGCCGGUCAGUUUUCCCAAGGUCGCAAGCCAAAUCGGUUGUAUUGUGCCAGACUGGUGUUUUUUGCUCCCUUCUAAAUAAAUUUCGACUGGCAGUGGGUUCCCUUAGAAUGACAGGGUUCUAUAACUACUUUUUGCGAGAAUGAAUUACACACUAUAUACACAUUAUAAUCAACACAUGUGCUUCAUGUCUCAAGCCAACCUCUGACCUGUAUUUUUUUCAUUUUGACGCUUAACAAAUAAAGUGUAAAAACAUUUUU